AUGGCAAUCCAGCAGAUGGGUGACAGGGGACAGGUGGCUGCUGAGAUGCUUGACCGGAGAAGGGGCAGCCACUGUGAGGACAGGAAGCAGACGCUGUUGGCCUUGCUGGCCUUGGUACUGUACUUGGGCACAGGGAUCUCAGGGAGAAGUUGGGAUGUGUCAGAAAUGGCCAGAGAGUGUAACUACCCCCAGGAUCCCGUGGUUUCCCAGGGGUUUGAAUAUCACCCCAGUGAGCCCACUGGUGAGCCGACCACGGUCCUGAGGAACUGGCUGAAAAAGAACUUGCACGUGUUCCUGGAGAAGGUAGAGGAGGAGGUGCGGGAGCUAGAACAGCUGGUGCGCGACCUAGAGUUUUGGCUGGACGCUCUUCUGGGGGAGCCACACCCAGAGGACCCCUGCUCCGCCCAUAGGAGUCACUUGUGA
This is a messenger RNA of Castor canadensis (American beaver), 423 nucleotides long. It is a transcript of the gene Smim23, whose product is annotated as small integral membrane protein 23. The record is from RefSeq and is a predicted model, not a curated record. NCBI's taxonomy places the organism in Eukaryota, Metazoa, Chordata, Mammalia, Rodentia, Castoridae.